AUGGUGGCGGGGCAUCAGUAUGUGGGUAGACUGUGCCCAGGUGACACUGUGUGCUCCGCUCUGUUCGUUUGUCCUUCGGAGGAUCUACUUCCCAGGAUGCUGGUAUGGACGUCGGCGGUGGCCAUCCUCGUCGCGGGGGUCGUGACAGCCAACGACGUUUUCAUCGAUGACAACGAAACGGGAGGCAACAACCACCACCACAAGGUUCACAAUUUGGUCCUGAACCCCGAGCAGCAUUCGUUAUGUGAACUUAAACAUAUCCGACAGAUUGUGACCCACGCCCAUUGCACUUCUAAGGAAAUGGAAAACUAUGUGUGCGUCGGAACUUGCUUCAGCUACACCGUCCCACAGACUGAACCAGAGACACCUGGCGACGAACUGCUAGACUACUGUGAUUCCUGCCAGGCCUCCGAGUCUCACUGGACUACGAUCGAGCUGGACUGCGAGGAGUACGGCAACGGCUACACGGUCAACAAGAACAUCCAGAUGAUCACCAACUGCUCGUGUUCUCCGUGCCACCCAUCGCGAGCGCCCAUCGAUAACGAGGUCACCCACCAGCCUAACGACCACCACGUGUCCGAGCUGCUCUACAAGAUGCUCCCCAACAGCCACAAGUUCAAGGAGAACGGCGUGCACAAGGCGGAGAUCGGCAAGGAGCUCAAGUACAAGCAGGUGUCCCUCGGCGACCUGAAGAAGGAGUUCAACCUCGACGCCAACCAGGAGCAGCUCCUCCACGGCCGAGUGCUGUUCAAGGACGCCGCUUCCUUCACGGACAACGACGAGGAAGAGGAUCCAAGACACCAUUCCUAUUAAAAGGGGCUUCCCUCUUUUUCUUGUCCGUUUUUUUUUUUUUUUUUUUAGAGGGAAAAGGCGUUCUCGAGUUUGUAUAGCUACUAAUUAACCUAAAUACGUCUUUAAAAAAAAAAUAACUGUAGAUGAAACCCUAGUAAGGAACAGAUUACAUACAUCAGGCGGUCCUUGAGUUGCUGUCUCCCGGUGGCGCUUUGUUCUCACAGCAAAACGAAAGUAAAAGAAUUAAUGACUAUGAAAAGCGUUGCUCCAAAGAGUUACAGUUAUAUAUGAAUUUACUACAUGAUUACUAUUUACAUUUUUUUUCUCUUUGUAAAGUUAUUUUUCUGAGGAAUCUUCCUAAACUUAUUGGGUUCUGUACUAAUCUAAAAAAAUGCAAUCACUUGUAACUGACAUUUAAGAAAAACAAAAUUAACAUCAAUGAACUGAAGAAAUGAAACCAACAAGUGAACAUGAACAGAAUUGGAACAGGUCUUGAUGAUUAUGAAUGCUCAAGUCUUUCAAAAAACAAACAAAAAAAUUAAAACAACAAAAACAGACACGGUUAAAAAAAAUAAAAGAACUCUGAUGCAUCUAUCUUCUGAUGCAGAUACUUAAAGAAUUAGAAAAGAAUAAAAGCAAAACAUUUGAAUAUAAAGUCCUUUGCCUUCUUUUUUCUUGACAACUGAAGUACAGACAAUGAUGGCAAAAUCUAAACACAACCAAGGCGUCAUAGUCGAUUUUAUAGAGAAAAAAACUAAAUUAGUUUCCCCUAUUGUACAGUAUGAAUUUGAUAUCUCUUUUGUUCCAAAAAAUUUUGCCUUCUUUUGCACACUACAGAUUACUCUCUGGUAUGAUAUUUUGCCAUAGCCUUAGUAACGAGAAUAUACCCAUUCCUUUUCAUGUAAAAUCCUUAACAAAAUUCUGUCUUUUUUCUGCAUUCAAAAUUUAUCACCAUAUCCACACAAGAUAUACACUACACCAAGAAAACAAGAUUAUUUUCUUUAGUAGAAAUCGUAUCAAUAAAGUAUAUAUGUGUGA
Messenger RNA from Penaeus indicus, 1830 nucleotides. RefSeq lists its product as uncharacterized. The coding region runs from base 1 to 813 and encodes 270 amino acids. The transcript has 5 exons. Gene Ontology annotation, molecular function: BMP binding; receptor ligand activity. Gene Ontology annotation, biological process: animal organ morphogenesis. NCBI's taxonomy places the organism in Eukaryota, Metazoa, Arthropoda, Malacostraca, Decapoda, Penaeidae. The record is from RefSeq and is a predicted model, not a curated record.